ACACAUAAAGACAAACAGCAAACCCCAUAUGCAGGACUGGCCUGACCAGGCCAUGGCCCUGUGGCUGAUCCCUGCAGCCCUGCCCUGGCACUUGUCUCCAAGUCUUCCUGAGGAAGAGAGGUGGAGGAAGAGGCGGGAACAAGGUAAAUAAAGGAUCUGGGAGGGUUCCUGGCAUUUCAGGGUGUGGCCUUCCACCAACAGUAAGCCAUUCAUGGCCAGGUUCAGGCUGUUUCUACUCCUGCUGCUGGCCCUGCCACCACAGUCCUCCUCACUGCCAUGGCCAGACACUGCACAGGGCACCAUGGCAGGCCUGAUCCUGACUGCGCUCGAGAAAGCCACCUUGUUCCUGGAGGGCAGGCUGCCUCUAAUCAACCUGGAUGGUGCAGUCGGAUUCCAAGUGCUGGAAGUGCAACUUCGAGGAGUCCAGGGAAAAUGGGCUUCCGACCCGCUGCUGCAGCCUCUCAGCUUGCGUGCUGGACAGCUGGCCAACACACUGUCUGUUCUACUCCAAAAAUCCAUCUUCUACCUCAAGCAGAGUGACCCCACAUACCUAAGAGAGUUCCAACCAAGCAUUCAGCCUGGGUUUUGGAAGUUGCCACAUGCAUGGACACGCACCAAUGCCUCCCUGGUCUACCCCCAGCUGGAGCCCCUGGACUCAUUCUCAGAGGAAAGCAGCGAUGCGUGCCUGGUGCAACUGCUAGGAACCGGGACAGACAGGAGCCAGCCUUGCAGGCUCUCCAGUUUCUGCAGAACCCUUAUGACCAAGGCCGGCUGCUCAGGCUACAGCCUGUCCCACCAGCUGCUCUUCUUCCUCUGGGCCAGAAUGCAAGGGUGCACUGAAGGGCUGUUCCGCCAGAGCCAGCACUACAUGAAUGUCUUCUGUGCCAAUAUGAUGGAACUGAACCGGAGAGCCGAGGCCAUCAGAUACGCUUAUCCCACCCAAGACCUCUUCAUGGAAAACAUCAUGUUCUGUGGUAUGGCCGGCUUCUCCGACUUCUACAAGCUGCGCUGGCUGGAGGCUAUUCUCAGCUGGCAGAAGCCCCAGCUGGGAUGCUUUGGAAAGCCUGAUGCAAAGGGGGAACUUCCGGAAGGCACUCCGCAUCGGCAGGGCGUUCUGAGAAGAGUGCGAAGACGGGAAAGACUGUUCACAGAUGGCUGUUCUUGCCACAACACAGCCACCGCAGUCGCAGCCCUGGGUGGCUUUCUCUACAUCCUGGCAGAAUACCACCCAGACAAUGGAGAGCCACAUCCACCCACACCGUCACCAGAGAGCAACUAUCAAGACAGCGUGUCCGUGCCUGAGGUCCAGAGGAUUGGCAGGCCCCUUAGCAUUUCUUCUUAGAUCCUGGAGUCAGGGGUCACAUGCUGAGGGGACAUCUGCAGAAAGUGAGCAGCUAUAACCUCAUCACCACAUCUAGGUGUUUAAAAGUCUCAAGAGAGCAGGGCCAGGGAAGGCAGGGUUGGAGAGUGGGGUUGACCAGAUAUCAGCAGAAUACAUAGAGCAGUCAAUCACA
Molecule: messenger RNA, 1514 nt
Organism: Peromyscus californicus insignis
Lineage: Eukaryota; Metazoa; Chordata; Mammalia; Rodentia; Cricetidae
Gene: CUNH16orf89
Product: chromosome unknown C16orf89 homolog
Exons: 8
Coding region: 212-1342 (376 amino acids)
Cellular component (GO): cytosol; membrane
Source: RefSeq, a predicted model, not a curated record